Echinops telfairi (small Madagascar hedgehog) is the source of this 2316-nucleotide messenger RNA. RefSeq names its product zinc finger protein 467 (gene ZNF467). The record is from RefSeq and is a predicted model, not a curated record. Bases 250 to 1677 code for a protein of 475 amino acids. Gene Ontology annotation, biological process: negative regulation of transcription by RNA polymerase II. The transcript has 4 exons. Gene Ontology annotation, molecular function: DNA-binding transcription repressor activity, RNA polymerase II-specific. Lineage: Eukaryota; Metazoa; Chordata; Mammalia; Afrosoricida; Tenrecidae.
UCUUUCCUCAGCCCCUGCAGGGCCAGCUGGGGGCCUCAAAGGGGGUGCCCUUGGUCCCCAGACUAGGGGAUCCUGGGUUUCUCCAUCAAGGGUGCACUGCUUGGAGUCUCAUUUUCCUCUGGUCGCCUUCAGUGGGAAUUCUCUUAGCUUCUGAACCCAGUCUCCCUCCUCCCACCUGAAGCCUGUCAACAGAGAUUGAACCUGCUGUCUCUCCUUGGUCCCCUGUCCCCAGGAGCAGCUGUGGCCACCAUGAGAGAGUCCCUCAGCGCCCUGGGUUUCGGCGUGGGGCAGCCAGCAACAGCCCCCCAGAGUGAAUCUGGGGGAGGGUCCAGUGAUGUCCUGGAGCAGAUGUUCCCUGCCACAGAGGAAAGAGGGCCGGGAGUGUGCUCAGGGAACAAGGCCCCCAGACCUGAGCAAGGUGCCCACAUGGAACAAGGAGAGCCUCCCUGCGGAGGAAGGUGGGCAGACACAACGCCAGAAUCCCAGUCUAAGGGGACCUGCCCAGGGGAUGAGUGGCUGGUUCAGAAGGUGAAGGUGGAGGAUGAGGAUGAGGAGGCUCAGGAAGAGCUCUCCUUCCUCCCCGGCUUUCUGCCCACACCUGACCUGAGACCUUUGGCCACCUCGUACAAGCUGGAGCCGGGGGCGCCAGGUGGGCUCCUGCUGUCCGGGUGGGCCCCGGUGCCCGAGAAACCCUUCGGCUGCGGGGAGUGUGAGCUUCGCUUCCGAGACCGGCUGACCCUGGGGCUGCACCAGCGGCUGCACCGCGGCGAGGGCCCGCGCGCUUGUCCCUACUGCGGCCGACGCUUCGCGCAGCGCGUGCACCUGCUGCUGCACCAGCGUAGCCACGGCGGCGCAAGGCCCUUCGCGUGCCCAGAGUGCGACAAGCGCUUCAGCAAGAAGGCGCACCUGACCCGCCACCUCCGCACGCACACCGGGGAGCGGCCUUUCCCGUGUGCAGAGUGCGGGAAGCGCUUCCGCCAGAAGAUCCACCUGGGCGCGCACCAGAAGACACACUCCGGCGAGCGGCCCUUUCCGUGCGCCGAGUGCGGGAAGAGCUUCCGCAAAAAGACGCACCUGGUCCGCCACCAGCGCAUCCACACGGGCGAGCGGCCCUUUUCGUGCGCACACUGCUCGCGCAGCUUCACGCACCGGCAGCACCUGGCGCGGCACCAGCGGGUGCAUGAGGCCCGGCCCCUUGGCACCCCAGGCCCGGGCUGCGUCUCCACUGCGCCGCCCAGGGCCGGCCCCGACCACGUCGCCCCCGGGCAGCACCUGGCACAGCACCGGCGGGGACACUCGAGCGAGCGGCCUUUCGCCUGCACGCAGUGCGGCCGCCGCUUCCGCUCCCGGCCCAACCUGGCGGCGCACGCCAGGGCCCACAGUGGCGCCAGGCCCUUCACCUGCGCGCAGUGUGGCCGCUGUUUCGGCCGCAAGUCGCAUCUGGGCCGCCACCAAGCAGUGCACACGGGCAGCCGGCCCCACUCCUGCGCCGUCUGCUCUCGAAGCUUCAGUUCCAAAACUAACUUGGUCCGCCACCAGGCCACCCACACGGGCUCGCGCCCCUUCACCUGUGCGCACUGCGCCAAGAGCUUCAGCCGCAAGACACACCUGCUGCGGCACCAGCGCAUCCACGUGGAUGCAACCCCCCACGAAGUUUCCAGCUCUGCCUUUGCCUAGCCUGCUGCCAGCAAGGGGGCGCCUUGCCCUCCCUCAUUCUGAAUCUCCUCUUUUCCCAUGCUCCUCCCCCUUUGCACCUAGUGGGGACACGGUGCCCUGCAGACGUUUGAACAUUCUACGAUGUGGCACCACGAGUGUGAACAUCCCUGGGAGCAGCUCAGGCCAGGUUCUUGGAAGAACCCCUCCCCAAGGCCCCAGGUACCCUUUAAGAAGGCAGGGAAAUGCUCUGCCAAGGCAGGCUGGACUUCUGUUAUUCCACACACACCCCUCCCCUGGGGAAAGGGUUCGCUAGGUAUUUGAAGUUUAUUAAAGGCAAACACAGAAGGCCCUGAGUUCUACUGGUCAGCAUGAAAGUCUCUCUCCCUGUCCCAUUCCACCCCCACCCCCAACACACACAAUUGCCACCUGCGUGGCAGCCUGAGGACACCCUGCAUUUGAUGGUAGAGCCGCCACCUUCACAUUGCCUUCUUCACACACAGCGGGUGCCUGCGCUUCUCUGUCUGGGCAUGCUAACCCUGACUGACAAAGUUUGGUGGCAUGCAGGGUGAACCUUCAUUGCCCCAGCCUCCAUUUCUCCUCUAGGAGUCCUGGUGGUGUGUGGUCAUCAGCUGGGCUGCUAACCACAGAUCAGCAGUGAGA